Messenger RNA from Aspergillus alliaceus, 1998 nucleotides. RefSeq lists its product as uncharacterized. The record is from RefSeq and is a predicted model, not a curated record. The transcript has a single exon. Bases 87 to 1496 code for a protein of 469 amino acids. Lineage: Eukaryota; Fungi; Ascomycota; Eurotiomycetes; Eurotiales; Aspergillaceae.
UGUUUUCCCUACAUAAACCCCUCCUCCCCCGACUUUUCUUACGGCCCAAACCUCCUUCUGCGCCACAGCUGACGGCAAGAAACGCCAUGACGAAAAAAUACCUCGACCGACAUCCGAUGAUCGCGCGCAUUGUCAACUGGUUGAAACGAGUCAAAAGUCUUGAUGAAAGCGAAUUAGCAGCCAUCAUCCGUCGUGACGAGCUCAAGUCCCUGUCCGACGAAGAAGCCGUGAGGCUUCUACACAAGCAGUUCGGGGAUAUAUUUGAACGGUUAAAGAACGUCCCUGUCAACAUUGAACAGGGCGACGGGGAACCUCCCAAGGGAAAUUUAGAUGGAAAAGACUUCACGCCGUCGUGCUUCCUGUUCGAUGAGGAUUAUGCGGAAAUAAAUCGAACCGUAAUAAACUUUUUGGCUUUGAAAUGGCUCCUCGAAGGGAGACACGAGGCCUUUACAGCGUACCAACCCAAGGCUGUGAAGCUAUCCCAGGAAACUUUCAAUCGGUUCCGCCAGUUAGCUCAAGAAAUCUUGGAACAGCCAGAUGAUAUAUUGGCGUUGGUUGUGUCUUUGGUGCUUGGGGAUGUAGGAAAGGACCCCGAUUUAGUGAAAGAGAUUGACAAAAUUGAUGGGAAAAAGACAAAUCACGAUGAAGUCCUCGCCAGGGCAAUUGAGCUGGAUUACUUCCGUAAGGCGCUGGGGUUGCUCCCACUCAGGAGACAGAGGGACGUGGUCCGUGGGGUCAAAGUAGGCGCGAAGCUCAACAUUCCACAAUUGGUACAAGGUGAGAACGUCCCGGGCAGUCUAAGGAGUAUUCAUAAACUGCGAGGACAUCGACAGGCAUUUAAUUUGAAGUAUCUCGAAAUCAUGCUUGACGUAUCCGGGGCAGGGGCCCAUCUCGACGCACGGGGUGCCAUUCGCAUGAUCGAGCCUGUCUGUCAAUCAUUUCUACUCGCCUUCCCGGUACUGACAGACGUCAUUACAGAGAAGCUGUCUGUCCGAGACGCUUAUAAUAAAGUGCUGCAAUACCGAGGCGAACUCUUGGCCAACGAUGGCUUUCCGCCAUUAUCAACAGACAACCCAAGCGAUCGGGCUUUCCUCCGCCUUUGUGCGAUGGGUAGAGUAGCGCAUAGGCAUCUAGCUGAGCUAUUUGACCAUGCAUUCAGAAGCCUCCCUGCCCCGACGAAACAAGAACUUAUCCACGGAUUGAACGUGGACGGGUGUGACGGCGAAGAUGCAGUAAUCCUCUAUUAUAUGCCCGCGAUAUUCGCGGAAGGACUAAGGGUCACGCGUGGUGCAUCAGAUGAGAAGCAAAUAGAAGUUCUCCAGAGCCUCAUGUCGUUCAUGGCGCGAACAUACAAGGAUACAAAGCCCAUUACCGGCCAUCCAAGCAAUAUCAUCGAGCGUGACGUGUCCGCAGCAAAGGACUUCAUACAGAGAGAAGAUUUUAUUACAAAUCCUACCAUUCUGAAUGAAUGUAUUCUUCCUGUAGCAACGUGCUAAUGUGGGCCUUCUAUAUUUCCGUUAAACCGCAACUGCCUAAUGUUAAUCUUCAGAGACGACCAUUUAGCCGUCAAACCGAAUUGGCGGGAAAUGACUUUAUGAAAUUGGAAUCCUUCUACUUUACCCAAAUAGUAUUUUGGUAUCCGCGGGUGGCUAUGAUGUUUAUCUCAUGUAUGGGCGUCUCAUAUAUGAAAUUCUCCGGCCUGAAUUGUUACGGUGUUCAUUGAAUAAACACUGUCCUGCCAGGUUUUCUUCCAGUUGUUCUGCUGUAAUAAAUGGCGUUAUGGCGUUCCAUAUAUAUAUAUAUAUAUUGUGUCUAGUAAAGCCUCCAAUCAGUUUAGGGAAGAAAAUAUAUAUUGGAGAUAACAAUAGAUAAGGAUACGAUAAAGUAAAAUAAGCUCGGUCCGUGAUCGUAGAUGCCUCAGGCAUAAAGGCUCAUGGCCUCGGGAUGGCUCGGAAUGGAAGGCAACUUUCGCGCUUCACCAGCACUCUUCAUGACUCC